This is a messenger RNA of Neoarius graeffei (lesser salmon catfish), 2807 nucleotides long. RefSeq names its product zinc finger protein 345-like. Gene Ontology annotation, molecular function: histone methyltransferase activity; protein binding. Gene Ontology annotation, biological process: regulation of cytokine production; negative regulation of transcription by RNA polymerase II; regulation of immune system process. The transcript is spliced from 6 exons. The record is from RefSeq and is a predicted model, not a curated record. Lineage: Eukaryota; Metazoa; Chordata; Actinopteri; Siluriformes; Ariidae. The coding region runs from base 131 to 2320 and encodes 729 amino acids.
AGAAGAAAAAGCCGCUGCUCGGCUGAGCCGCUUUAGUCCCUCGAUUUAUAAAAAUAAAAACACGUUAUUGUGUCUGGCUCUGAGGAUUUAAAACCUUGUUCUGCUUUAAAACCCUGAGCUGUGUGAGGACAUGAAAACCGAGACAUCCAUGGAUGGAGAGACCUCAGAAGCCUGUGUAAAGAAAGAGGAGACGCUGGAGCUGAAUAUCUACAACUAUGGAGACGAUCUCGACAACCCACCUGAAGGUCUCUCCGUUAAAGUGGAAGAUCCUGACGAUAAAGACUAUCUCUACUGUGAAGUUUGCAAAUCCUUCUUCCUCAACAAAUGCGAGGUUCAUGGACCACCCCUCUUCAUUCCCGAUACUCCUGUUCCCAUGGGAGUCCCUGACCGAGCCAGACAAACUCUUCCUCCUGGGCUAGAAAUCCAGAAGUCCAGUAUUCCUGAUGCAGGCCUGGGAGUGUUUAAUAAGGGGGAGACUGUUCCAGUAGGUGCACACUUCGGACCCUGCCAGGGAGAGCUGGUGAACCGAGAGGAAGCCAAGAACAGUGGAGACUCCUCGGUUGUAUACAGGAGCAUGCAGUGUGAAGAAUACAUCGAUGCCAAAAGAGAGACGCAUGUGAAUUGGAUGAGGUAUGUGAAUUGUGCCCGUAAUGAAGAAGAACAGAAUCUUGUGGCAUUUGAGUAUCAAGGGGGAAUUCUGUAUCGUUGCUGUCGAUCCAUUAACCCAGGACAGGAGCUCUUGGUGUGGUAUGAAGAGGAGUACACCAAAGAACUCAGUCCUGCACCUACAGGAACAACCAGACAGCAAGAAGUAAAGAACGCUCUGCUGCAAGUCUUUUCCUGCUCCACAUGCCCUUGUUCCGAUGCAUCUCAAAUUUACCUCGACAAACACAUCCAGAGAUAUCACGAUGAAGAGGAUGCGAGACUGCGAGAAUCAGGAGAGAUUAAAUAUGAGCUUCAGAUCCCCUCCAAAUGCUCCAGUCGUCAGCCGACAUCAACUGAUAUCCAUUCUGAUACUUCCCAUAAUGAUAUACAGAAGGAAAUUCACCACUGCUCAGAUUGUGAAAAGAGUUUUAGUUAUCAGAAUGCACUCAAAACACAACAGCGCAUUCACACAGGAGAGAAGCCGUAUCACUGCUCACAGUGUGGAAAGAGUUUUACUCGUCAGAGUGCUCUCCAACGACACCAGCGCAUUCACACAGGAGAGAAGCCGUAUCACUGCUCACAGUGUGGGAAGAGUUUUACUGAACAGAGUACUCUCCAAAAACACCAGCGCAUUCACACAGGAGAGAAGCCGUAUCACUGCACACAGUGUGGGAAGAGUUUUACUCAGCAGAGUAAUCUCCAAAAACACGAGCGCAUUCACACAGGAGAGAGGCCGUAUCACUGCUCACAGUGUGGGAAGAGUUUUACUGAACAGAGUACUCUCCAAAAACACCAGCGCAUUCACACAGGAGAGAAGCCGUAUUACUGCUCACAGUGUGGGAAGAGUUUUACUCAGCAGAGUAAUCUCCAAAAACACGAGCGCAUUCACACAGGAGAGAAGCCGUAUCACUGCUCACAGUGUGGGAAGAGUUUUACUGAACAGAGUGCUCUCCAAAAACACCAGCACAUUCACACAGGAGAGAAGCCGUAUCACUGCUCACAGUGUGGGAAGAGUUUUACUCAGCAGUGUCAUCUCCAAAAACACCAGCGCAUUCACUCAGGAGAGAAGCCGCAUCACUGCUCACAGUGUGGGAAGAGCUUUACUGAACAGAGUACUUUCCAACGACACCAGCGCAUUCACACAGGAGAGAAGCCACAUCACUGCUCACAGUGUGGAAAGAGUUUUACUCAGCAGUGUCGUCUCCAAAAACACCAGCGCAUUCACACAGGAGAGAAGCCGUCUCACUGCACACAGUGUGGGAAGAGUUUUACUGAACAGAGUACUUUCCAACGACACCAGCGCAUUCACACAGGAGAGAAGCCGUAUCACUGCUCACAGUGUGGGAAGAGUUUUACUCAUCAGAGUGCUCUCCGACGACACCAGCGCAUUCACACAGGAGAGAAGCCGUAUCACUGCUCACAGUGUGGAAAGAGUUUUACUCAGCAGAGUGAUCUCCAACGACACCAGCGCAUUCACACAGGAGAGAAGCCGUAUCACUGCUCACAGUGUGGGAAGAGUUUUACUGAACAGAGUACUUUCCAACGACACCAGCGCAUUCACACCGGAGAGAAGCCGUAUCACUGCUCACAGUGUGGAAAGGGUUUUACUCAGCAGAGUGAUCUCCAACGACACCAGCGCAUUCACACAGGAGAGAAGCCGUAUCACUGCUCAUAGUGUGGGAAGAGUUUUAGUCAUCAGUCAUCUCCAACGACACCAGCGCAUUCACGUAGGACAGAAGCCGUAUAACUGAUCAUGGUGUGGAAAGAUGUUUGCUUAUUUAGUUACAUUUAAGACCUUCAGGUGCACUAACUUGGAGACAUUGCAUAAUUUAAAGUUGUCAAAUUAAAUAUGGUUAUUACAGUUUUGACUGAAAAUGACCUGUACUUUGAACUUUAUUCAUGUUACACUGGUCAGCAAUUUUUCAGAAGUUGUCUGCUUCAGCGAUGAAAUUGGCUAUUAUGAAAUUUGGUGUGUUGAAUUAGAAGUGACAGUUAAUCAGCUGAUUGGCUGUGGCUUCCAAGAUAUUUAAGAUUUUAGAUUUUAUACUUAUGUACAUUGUGUAGAUCGUAAUGUUUUAAGUAUAAAUUGUAAAACUAGGUCUCAUGUGUUUAUGGUUGGUUUACAUGAUAUUUCACCUGUUCUCCUUAUGUAACACUAGAAA